UGAGCCUGGUAGCUAGCUGCCCCCGGACAGUCUUUAGCCGCUAGCGUGCUAGCAAACAGUUCAGUUUCUUUUUGGGACAGCACGAUGACGAACAUUAUGAACUAUUACAGACUUAUUCCGCUACAAAUUAUUGACAACACUACCGGGAGCUAGGGACGGCUUUCUUCCCAAUAAUCUGGGACUGCCCUGACCACCUUAAGACAACCGUUUAGAUGGACUAACAACGGAGCUAGCGCUGCUGCUGAGACUUCUGGAGCGGGCACGAAUGGGAUUAGCCGAGCUAGCCGCGGCUAAUGACGGUGCUGGCUGACUAGCUUCUCGGCUAACCGGUUGGCGUUAGUUAACACAGUUUGGUUGACAUCGCUCAUCUGGUAAUUACCAGGCUCUAAAUAGAGCAGAUUUGCUGGCACAACCAUGCCUCCCCGACCCUCCUCAGGAGAACUAUGGGGGAUGCACUUGAUGCCCCCCAACAUCGAAGUGGACUGCCUUCUGCCAAAUGGCAUGAUUCUGACAUUGGAGUGCCUCCGAGAGGCCACGCUCAUCACUGUCAAGCAUGAGCUUUUCAGAGAGGCCAGGAAGUACCCUCUUUACCAUCUGCUACAGGAGGAGAGCUCCUACAUCUUUGUCAGCGUCACCCAAGAGGCAGAACGGGAGGAGUUCUACGAUGAGACCCGGAGGCUGUGUGAUCUUCGGCUGUUCCAGGCCUUCCUCAAAGUUAUCGAGCCAGUGGGCAACAGAGAAGAGAAAAUUCUCAACAGAGAAAUAGGUUUUGCUAUUGGAAUGCCGAUUUGUGAAUUUGAUUUAGUUAAAGACCCGGAAGUUCAGGACUUCAGAAGGAACAUUUUAAAUGUUUGCAAAGAAGCUGUGGACCUAAGAGACAGUAACGGGCCUCACAGCAGAGCUUUGUACGUCUAUCCUCCUAAUGUAGAAUCCUCAGCAGAGCUUCCCAGACACAUCUAUAAUAAGCUAGAUAAAGGUCAAAUCAUCGUAGUCAUAUGGGUCAUUGUUUCACCGAGCAACGACAAACAGAAGUACACCCUGAAGAUCAACCAUGACUGCGUACCAGAGCAGGUCAUUGCCGAAGCCAUCCGUAAGAAGACGCGCAGCAUGUUGCUUUCCCAGGAGCAGCUGAAGAUGUGCGUCCAAGAGUACCAGGGGAAGUAUAUCCUCAAAGUGUGCGGCUGCGAUGAGUACUUGCUGGAGAAAUAUCCCCUGAGUCAGUAUAAGUAUGUCCGCAGUUGCAUCAUGCUGGGAAGGAUGCCAAACUUGAUGCUGAUGUCCAAAGAAAGCCUGUAUUCUCAGCUGCCCAUCGACAACUUUACCAUGCCGUCAUACGCCAGGCGUAUAUCCACAGCAACGGCGUACAUGAACGGGGAAACGGCCACCAAGUCUCUCUGGACUAUCAACGGCGUGUUGAGGAUCAAGAUACUCUGCGCUACUUACGUUAAUGUAAACAUCAGGGACAUCGACAAGAUCUAUGUCAGGACUGGGAUUUACCACGGUGGAGAGCAGCUGUGUGACAACGUCAACACUCAGCGCGUGCCCUGCUCAAACCCCAGGUGGAACGAGUGGCUGACCUACGACAUGUACAUUCCAGAAGUUCCCAGAGCUGCCCGACUGUGCCUCUCCAUCUGCUCUGUGAAAGGACGGAAGGGAGCUAAAGAGGAGCAUUGUCCCCUCGCCUGGGGCAACAUCAACCUGUUUGACUACACCCACACACUCGUAGCAGGAAAGAUGGCUCUUAACCUGUGGCCGGUCCCACAUGGCCUGGAGGACUUGCUCAACCCCAUCGGCGUCACAGGUUCCAAUCCCAACAAGGAAACCCCUUGUUUGGAGCUGGAGUUUGACCAGUUCAGCUGCCCUGUCAAGUUCCCUGAUAUGGCCACCAUUGAGGACCACGCAAACUGGAAUAUAUCCAGAGAGCUUGGCUUUAAUUACUCCCACACUAGUCUGAGUAACCGGCUAGCUCGAGACAACCCCCUGACUGACAGUGACAAUGAGCAGCUACGGCAAGUGUGCAACAGAGACCCGCUGUCUGAGAUCACUGAGCAGGAGAAGGACUUCCUGUGGAGGCACAGACAUGACUGCAUUAAUAUGCCAGAGAUCCUUCCCAAGAUCCUCCUGGCUGUGAAAUGGAACUCCAGAGAUGAGGUUGCACAGAUGUAUUGCCUUCUGAAAGACUGGCCCGCUAUUAAGCCAGAACAAGCCAUGGAGCUGUUGGAUUGCAACUUCCCAGAUCCCAUGAUCAGAGAGUUUGCUGUGAAGUGCCUUGAGAAGUACCUGACUGAUGACAAACUCUCUCAGUACCUGAUUCAGCUGGUUCAGGUUCUAAAGUAUGAGCAGUACCUCGAUAACCCACUGGUACGCUUCCUCCUGAAGAAGGCAUUAACCAAUCAGAGGAUAGGACACUUCUUCUUCUGGCAUUUAAAAUCAGAGAUGCACAACAAGACGGUGAGCCAACGCUUCGGUCUGCUGCUGGAGUCGUACUGCAGGGCCUGCGGUAUGUACCUGAAGCACCUGAGCAGACAGGUGGAGGCCAUGGAGAAACUCAUCAAUAUCACCGACCUCCUCAAACAGGAGAAAAAAGAUGAGGCACAGAAGGUUCAAAUGAAGUUCCUGACGGAGCAGAUGAGGAGGCCUGACUACAUGGAUGCACUACAAAGCUUCACUUCCCCGCUGAAUCCAGCCCAUCAGCUGGGAUACCUCCGCCUGGACGACUGCAGGUUGAUGUCAUCUGCGAAGCGACCACUCUGGCUGAACUGGGAAAACCCAGAUAUGAUGUCAGAACUGCUGUUUCAGAACAAUGAAAUAAUCUUCAAAAACGGAGAUGAUCUGAGGCAGGACAUGCUGACGCUGCAGAUCAUUAGGAUAAUGGAGAACAUCUGGCAGAACCAAGGCCUUGAUCUCAGGAUGCUGCCGUAUGGUUGUCUGUCUAUUGGCGACUGUGUGGGUUUGAUAGAGGUGGUGAGGAACUCUCAUACCAUCAUGCAGAUCCAGUGUAAAGGUGGUCUGAAGGGGGCGCUGCAGUUCAACAGCCACACGCUCCAUCAGUGGCUCAAAGAUAAAAACAAGGGAGAGAUGUACGACCAGGCCAUAGAUCUGUUCACGCGCUCAUGUGCAGGCUACUGUGUGGCUACAUUCAUCCUGGGAAUAGGAGACAGACAUAACAGCAACAUUAUGGUCAAAGAUGAUGGACAGCUGUUUCACAUUGAUUUCGGCCACUUCCUUGACCACAAAAAGAAGAAGUUUGGCUACAAGAGAGAGCGUGUACCAUUCGUGCUCACGCAGGACUUCCUGAUUGUUAUUUGCAAAGGAACACAAGAGUGCACCAAAACGAGGGAGUUCGAAAGGUUCCAGGAGAUGUGUUACAAGGCGUACUUGGCAAUCCGACAACACGCCAACCUCUUCAUCAACCUCUUCUCCAUGAUGCUGGGCUCAGGCAUGCCUGAGCUGCAGUCUUUCGACGAUAUCGCAUACAUCAGGAAGACUCUGGCCCUGGACAAGUCGGAGCAGGAGGCCCUGGACUAUUUCAUGAAGCAGAUGAACGACGCUCACCAUGGCGGCUGGACGACCAAAAUGGACUGGAUCUUCCACACGAUUCGCCAGCAUGCCAUGAACUGAGGAAGCAGGCAAGCGAAGAACCGUGGCAACAGCAGCACACUAAGAAACAAGACCUGGUUAUUCUUUCUCCCAGCUUCUGACCCAAACAUUAUCCACGUUUAGACUACAAAACGAGGAUGCUCAGAAAAGCUUAUUUUAUGGACAAGAUGCCUAACAACUUGUUUGAAUUUAGUUUUCCCUGCUUAAUGUAAUGGACCUCGACGAGACUGGUCUCUUUGUGAACUACAGACAAAUGUUUAUUUUUCUUACCUUUUUAUUCCUUUCCAUCUCCAGCCAUCAGCACUAAGGGCCGGUUGUUCAAACGUAUUCCGAUGGGAUUUUGUUUAACAGAUAGGAUCAAAUCUUGAAAAUGGGUUAUUCAGAAGGGAUAUCCGGAUUCAUAAAUUGGCUUGGAUCACGUAAUCCAAUCCUGGUUGUUAUCCGGAUAAAACCCUCAGUUUGGGUUGUUCAAACCUUUUGAGUAGGAUCCGGAUAACUUUGAUCCAAAAAAAACAGGAUUACCCUGAUCCCAACAGAUUACAAGGCGGAUUUCAAAAGGAAACUGCAGUAAAACCUCAGAUUUGAACAAACAAUAGUAUCUUUUUAGUCGGUGCAUAUGCUAACAUUUAUAUCUAUAAUAUAAAUAAAAACAUACCUUCAUGCUGUCCCCGUGGAAAUAAUCCCAAACAAAUUCAAUAAGAACACACAUAAAAUAAUUGAUUUACCAGUCAGUGCUGCAUAAUCAGGCCCUGUCAGAAAUAACGUCUGCAUCUCUCGCUACACGUCUGUCCGUCCCUCAUUCUGACAGAAUGCUGGAGGCUGGUCCGGUUCCUCCACACGGGGCUCUGGUGUCAUUAACAUUGUCACAGAGAGGGACAUCCGCAAUGUAGUUGUUAACAGAGUAGUAUUAUCUUUGUUGUGGCUUCGAUGGGAAGUCAUACACUUAGACCUGACGUGACCCCGUACCUGCUGUUCUUCACAUAGCCGGAAGUCCACAUUGAUCUACAUGCUGGAAAUCCAGAUUUGGUGAUCCUGAAAAACAGGAUUCUGGAUCAGGAUGAUCCAGUCCUAUUUUGCUUUGAACAACCGGCGUAAAAGUAAGCCGGAUUACGUGAUCCAUCGUCCCAAAAAACAGGAUUCCCAAAUCCGGAUAGCUUUUAACUGGAUUAAAUUUUUUGAACAACCGGCCCUAAGAGAACAUCUACCAUGAGACAUCUAGCUUUUUCCUAACCCAACAGAGGGCAGCAGACUUAUUUCUUCUACCUAUUUUGAAACUGAUGAAGACGAGGUGUGUGUGGUGAGGGAUGGGGUUAUUAACAUGCACACAGCCAGGAAGGUGUAAGCCUGCAGGCGCUCACAAAAUGCAAGACUGUCCUCUACAGCUGUGUGAACAGUCCACAACACUUUAAGCAACAGACUGACGGUGGGUGGGUUGUUGAAGCACCUAAAUUAGCAUUUAACACUUUUUGGAGCAAACUUGUACAUCCGUAUAUCCACAUACAUGUAUGCACACGGUGCACAUAUUCCAAUUUUCUACUGAGCCAAAGUACUACAUGUAUAACCCCACUACAAAGCAGUCUUAUUAAGAAAAGAAAAAAGUCACUACUAUUCCAAGAUUUUUGUGUACAUGUUGCACUGAUCCCUGCAGUAUUUGUUUAGUCUAUCAGUAUUACUCUGUGUCCGAAAGCCUCCAUCAUCCAACCUAACACAGACGGACCAGAGGACCCCCUAUGAUGGCUCGCUGGCAUGUAGGAUCCCACUUCUGUUUUUGUUAGAUUUUUUUGUGUGGGGGCAUUUCCCGAAGGAAAAAAAAAACGACCCUUAGCAGUCAUUUAGCAUCCUGUGCUGUUACACUAUGCAAGUCAGGGACUUCAGAUGUCCUGUAACCACAAACUAAAGAACAAAAAGUGAUGUCUGAAAGAGGAAAGAAGAAGAAUCAUUUUACCUGACAGACGUGUACAGAAAGGUGUGUGAAAACGGUGGGAAGAAGAGGGGAACAGAAAACAAGGCAAAAUGCUGCCGUGGGACAGUUUGGAAGCAGCUCUGGAUCCUGCGUCUACUUCUUGCCAUUCUUCUAACUUUGAAACUUUGAUUCAAGCCAUUGGGUUAACGUGUGAAGUGGAGUUUCCCUCUCGUCACACCCACAGUGUUUGAAGCCAAGAUGGGGACAUAAUUUGUAUCUUCAUAUUUAAAACUGAAAAAGCAAGUACAGGUACAAAUCAAAUCUACAAAUACGAAUUAAUUGUGUAAGCCUGAUCCUAUAAGUCAAUUUUACAAGUCAGAAAAAUGCAAAUAAAUUUUACAACUUUUACAAAAUUUAA
Messenger RNA from Melanotaenia boesemani (Boeseman's rainbowfish), 5921 nucleotides. RefSeq names its product phosphatidylinositol 4,5-bisphosphate 3-kinase catalytic subunit alpha isoform. Gene Ontology annotation, biological process: phosphatidylinositol-3-phosphate biosynthetic process; cell migration; phosphatidylinositol 3-kinase/protein kinase B signal transduction. Bases 415 to 3621 code for a protein of 1068 amino acids. Gene Ontology annotation, cellular component: phosphatidylinositol 3-kinase complex, class IB; cytoplasm; plasma membrane. NCBI's taxonomy places the organism in Eukaryota, Metazoa, Chordata, Actinopteri, Atheriniformes, Melanotaeniidae. The record is from RefSeq and is a predicted model, not a curated record. The transcript is spliced from 21 exons. Gene Ontology annotation, molecular function: 1-phosphatidylinositol-3-kinase activity; 1-phosphatidylinositol-4-phosphate 3-kinase activity.